Penicillium longicatenatum is the source of this 603-nucleotide messenger RNA. RefSeq lists its product as uncharacterized. Gene Ontology annotation, cellular component: mitochondrion. The coding region runs from base 1 to 603 and encodes 200 amino acids. The transcript has a single exon. NCBI's taxonomy places the organism in Eukaryota, Fungi, Ascomycota, Eurotiomycetes, Eurotiales, Aspergillaceae. The record is from RefSeq and is a predicted model, not a curated record.
AUGGCAUCACGUUCGUUUUCUCGCUUUCAAUGGAAUGUCGCGCAAGCUAGAUUUCCGUCGCGACGGAAUCUCUCAACUCCCCCAAAAUCCUCAAUACCGAAAGACUCUCGCUCCCGAUUACGUCAGUUCAAUGAUCGACUUCCUCGUUUCCUUCGUACCUUUACAACACCCCUACUGGGAGCUCCGGUGACCCACGUCACAUCAUUCCUCAUCUUGCAUGAAAUCACCGCCAUCGUGCCCCUGUUCGGACUGGUCGCGGCAUUCCACUACGGCAAUUGGAUGCCAGACCUAGCAUCAGGAUCGGGGGAAAACAACGCUCUCGAUGAAGGGGUUGCACGGUUUGGGCGUUGGCUAAGGAAGAAUGACUGGGUCGAUGAAUCCGACGUCAGUGUUUUCACAGAGCAUGAAGCAACGGCAUCUGGGGCCACCGUGAAGGAAAGGGCAGGCGUGCGGCUGAUCCUCGAAUUUGCGACAGCCUAUGCGAUUACAAAGGCUCUAUUGCCCGUUCGGAUCGCGGCGAGUGCUUGGGCAACGCCUUGGUUUGCGCGAGUCGUUCUUAAUCCAACAACCAGAGCAGCCAAGCGGCUAAUUGGGAGAACUUGA